AUGGUCAAGGAUUUCGGCGAUGCUGGCGAUGCAUGCGACGCACUGUGUAUGUUCAGGAGUGGAUCCAGCAUCAGAGAGGAUUCGUGGAGGACAUCGCCUUUGACAGCCCCGUGCAAGGAGCCUGGCACAUGCUGCUUGUCUUGCGCGUGCCCAUGCUGUACGGCAUGUCAGCAGCGACAGGAAAUUCUACGCUUGGCGAAUCUGGACUAUGUUUGCUGCGGUGGUCUUUUUGCCGAUUGGGGCUGCUGCCUAUUUGGCCGAUGUGGGCGUUCUUGCCCCGUUCUGGAGGAGCCUUUUCCUUUACCAAUCUCCGGAGUGCUUCUCGAGGCUUUUUGCUGCACCCCUUUCGCGAUUAUCGGCAACCGCAAACUGAUUCAGGAUGAGUUUCAUCGCGCGAGCGACGAGUGGGACGACUGCAUUUGCUGCUGUUUUGCUGCUUCACAGAUGGCACAACAUGCAGACGAGCUCCGUCUCAUUCACCGACAGUAUGCGCAUGAGGCAAGAACCUACUGCGCAGCCAGCCUUCCGUGA
Molecule: messenger RNA, 531 nt
Organism: Symbiodinium sp. CCMP2592
Lineage: Eukaryota; Dinophyceae; Suessiales; Symbiodiniaceae
Source: the annotation of a GenBank genome assembly